Molecule: messenger RNA, 3760 nt
Organism: Physella acuta
Lineage: Eukaryota; Metazoa; Mollusca; Gastropoda; Physidae
Product: sterol regulatory element-binding protein 1
Biological process (GO): regulation of transcription by RNA polymerase II
Cellular component (GO): nucleus
Molecular function (GO): protein dimerization activity; DNA-binding transcription factor activity, RNA polymerase II-specific; RNA polymerase II cis-regulatory region sequence-specific DNA binding
Source: RefSeq, a predicted model, not a curated record
UGGAUCCUGAUUGGAUAAAGUUUAUGGUGUUACUUCUUUCUAAAGAUGGCCGAUCAACAGCAGUGGUCGGCUGAAGCCGACGGUUUUCCAGUGCUAGAAAAUGAUUUCUUGUCUUCAAAUCAGUUUGAAAAUUUAACUUAUGAUGGAAUCGAUGAUCUAGAUAUUAUCCAGUACAUCAAUGGAGAUAUACAGAAUGAUGCUGAACUCUUCAGCGCACAAACUUACGAUCUCAACAUCGACAAUACGUUGGAAAUGGAUCCACUUGAGCAUCAGCUUGGUCUUGAUACCACCUUUACAGAUGAUACAGAUCUUGAGCUUAAGAUGACAGUGGUUAAUCCUAAAGUGGAAAUAAAGCAGGAGCCUAGUCCAGUGAUUCCAUAUCAGUUUGAAUUCCAAACUACACCAAGUGAGCUGCCAAGCUUACUAAAACAGGAUGCCAAACCACCAGCCAUUCAAAGGGCUGCAGUCUCUACCACAAAUGUGAACUCAGGCAAUGGACAGUUGUCCCAAACAGUUGCUUUGAAAGCACUGUUGGAGCUACAGAAUGUUGCUCAAGGAAAAAUAAAGCAAGAGCAAACACAGCAGCAGUUAAGGCAGUUAAUUUCCUCACAACAGUCUUUAAACCAAAGGUCUGUUGGUGGAACUAUUCAACCUAAGUUGACCAGCCAACAACAGUUAAAGCUGAUUCUCCAGCAGCCUUUAAUCAAUACCAAUACUACCACUACUACAGCUACAAUUCGCCCACAACCAGCACAAGUUCAGGCAGUUGCUCCACAAGUACAGCUUAUUCAACAAGUUCAGCAGCAAUCAACUCCUGUACAGAAUAUUAAUCAAAUUAAUUUUCAACAAUUGCAGCAGCUGCUCCAGCAAGUGGCUAAGGCCAAUCAGCCAUCUGAACUUCAAAGUACAAGCUCAAAUGUCAUUACACUGAGUACAACUCCCACUAUUGGUACUGUCACCACUGCCCCAUUUCAGACUUUGGUAACUGACGGUGGAAAUACCAUUGUUACAACAAGCAUCCCAGUACAGGUGCUUGAUGGGGAUAAAAUGCCCAUUAACAGGCUAACAAGUGCACCCAAGAUGAAAUGUAAAGGAGAGAAGAGGACAGCUCAUAAUGCUAUUGAGAAACGUUAUCGCCUCAGUAUAAACGACAAGAUUGUGGAACUGAAAGAUCUAGUUGCAGGUGUUGAAGCUAAGUUGAACAAAUCAGCAAUUCUUCGAAAAGCCAUUGAUAUGAUACGACAUUUACAAAGGGAUAAUGGCAGACUAAGGCAAGAAAAUCUGAACCUUAAGAUGAUAUUAAAGAAACAAAAUCCACAAGAGUUAUUGCUCCUGACUGAGAGCGCAGUACUUGAUACUGACACAUCUGCCAUGACACCUCCUUACUCUGAUAAUUCAUCAGGAGCUAAUAGCCCUAAUAUUUCUGAUAAUGACUGUUCCAACCCUAACAGUCCAAGCAGUGAUGAUAUGUUGACUGAUGAUAUGAUUUAUAGCAGUCAAUCUGGCAUGCUGGACAGAUCUAGAAUAUUCCUGUGUAUGUUCAUGUUCAGCAUACUGAUAUUCAAUCCAUUUAACUAUUUCUUUAACACUGCCCAGUCUGCUCCAGACUCAUCAAGAUUACCCUCAAGAACAAUACUAUCUGAUGAUCCUAUGACAGAACAAAGUUGGUAUUCUCGAAUUUACCCAUCAUUGUUCCUUUGGUUACUAAAUGGUUUGCUAGUGAGUUUUGUUCUGGCUAAACUGUUGAUCUUUGGGGAACCUGUUACCAAAAAGAACAGUAAUGCCUCUGUUGCUUUUUGGAGACACAGAAAACAAACUGAUCUCGAUAUGUCUCGUGCUGACUAUUCUUCUGCAUACCAUCAGCUUCAUCAGUGUCUGUUAGCUCUUGGUCGUCCAUUGCCCACAUCAAAUGUUGAUCUCUUAUCUGGUGUGUGUUGGCAGAUAUUACGACAAUGUCUGAACAGAAUUUAUUUGGGCAGAUGGUUAACCAGCAGGGCAGGAAGUCUGACUGGAACAAACAGCAUUGAUGUCAAAGAAUCUGCUAGAGAUGCUUCUGAAGUAUACCAUGUGCUCAACCAGCUCCAUUUAAGUGGUCACAUAAAAGGCAAUCGUCUUUGGGGUUUGAACCUUGCCUUGAGUGCUGUAAACUUGGGAGAGACAGCCAAAGAUACUAUGUUCAGAUUUGACCUUGCUAGAAUCUAUGCAACAGCCGCUCUUCAAAUCAAAGCUUCUCUCCCUGAAGGUUUCCAGUUUGUUGCUAGGUACUUUUUGAGCCGUGCACGUUACAUCUGCAAAAAAAGUGGUGAUCAGGUGCCAGCAAAUAUUCAGUGGCUUUGCCACCCAGAAGGGCAUCGUUUUUUUGUAGACAGUGUCAAGUUUGAAGGAACAGAAGAUUCAAUAUUUUCAUCAAGAGGAACAGAAGUUGAUCCCCUUGCUAAAGUGACACAAGCAUUCAGAGAACAUCUACUUGAGCAAGCCAUGUUUUCUUUGGUUUCCCCAAAUGAGCCAUUUAAGAAAUCCAAGCAGAAUGAACCUCUCUUGUAUGCACAGCUACUCUCUGAAUGUUCUUGCUUGAGUUCUGUUACUCAGUCAGCUGGAAUAGCUAAAGUUGAAGAAUUGGAUGAAGUGGCAAUGUGGUGGUCAAACAUUGUAUCUGUAGCUCACUACUGGUUGAUUGGAGAUGAGGAAAAUGCUUCAAGGAACUACUCUGUUUUAGAUGUUUUUCCUAAAAAAUUGCAUGGGGUUGAUGACCCACUUCCUAGAGCUGUAUACCUGGCAUACAAAGCUAAGAAAACAGUUUUUGUGCAACCAGAUUCUCAACAUUUUAAAGCAGCUAUCAGACAGUGUGAUAGGUCAGGUCGUCUCUUAAGAGAAAGUUUAAAGUUAUCAUACACAGCUGAAAAUAUAACCAUUGUCAAGUGUGUUCAACUCCUUUUGUGUGACUGGUUGCUAACUACCAGAACAGACAUUUGGGAAUUGACUCAGGAAGAUUCCAAUAGCAGGACUGCCUCGCAGACUGAAUUAAUUGCCUUCCAGCAAGAUUUGGCCAGCUUGAGAAAGCUGUCUAUCAACAUGAAAGUUGCAUUACCAAAGGUAUUUUUACAUGAAGCAACAUCAAGAAUAAUGGCUGGGGCAAGUCCUGGUCGCACACAACAGUUGCUAGACAGAAGCAUAAGACAGAGAGCUAAAGUCUGCUUGUUACCAGGGGAAAAAGUUACAGAGGACAUUGAAAGUGGGCCUGCUGAAUAUCCAGAAAGAGAGAGGGCCACUGCUCUCUUAAUGGCCGGACGUCAUUUGCCAUCCUCCAUGACAGGCGGAAUUAGUGAGAGAAUAAAUUUAAUCAAAGAGGCAAGUCGCUUGUACGAGUCUCUGGGUGACAAGAAAUCUGUCCAGCUGUGUAGGAAAGUUCUCUUGGAAGUCAAUGAGUUGAAACAAAAUACAGAAGUCCCUGUUGUUGGCUGUUAGUUUAUUCUCUGUCCAUUUUUUAGUUGUGAUGAAUUUAUUAUAUUUUUUUUUUUUUCAAUAUAAUUUACCGUUUAUACUUUGUAAAAACGUUUACGUAUGGAAACCACAUUAGUCUGGUAUUAAAAUUUACUUUUAUGCUUCCAGGAAUUCUUUUUUAUAUUGCCAGGAAUUCAUCUCAGAAAUGUGUGUUCUUGUGGUUUCAUGUACAAAUUUACCUAUGUAUUGAUAAUUUAUGCCCUUUAUAUCAUAUAAAAUGUCCAAAAAAAUUACAAGAAAAUAAAAGAUUUUGCACAUA